AUGAACAAACCACAAAUAGGAAUCGAUCGUGUUUUAACUAAACGAGAACAUAACGCAAUCCUUACAUACCUUAGUACUACGGAAGUAAUCAAAUUUUCAAUGAUAAACCAUUUUUGUCAAGACGCCGCUUUGUCAAUAACAAAACACACCACUCCACACGCAAACGUUCUUUUUCUAACUGAAAAAUUCCCGUUGCUGACUCAAAUCAAUUGUAGACUUUCUAACCUCCCCGUUAAAACACAACUACCAACCUAUGUUAGACUCGAAAUUCUUUGCGACAGUAAUGUGCUUAAAUCUACACUCGAAUUUCACGCAGAAUGUGUUGAAGAGUUAUCAGCAAAGGAUUCUGAUUUGUACAUUCCGUUUCCUUCAUUUCCACACUUGACGUCGUUGUGUGUAAGAUACACCCAAAAGUUUUCUGAAUUUUUGCCACAAACAAUCCAAGCAUUACCAAAGCUGAAAAAACUUUCCCUUUCAUCUAUCACAACUGAUAUGUUCACAUCAAUUACUUCACUGACAACAUUCACUGAUUUGAAAGAUGUUAAGAUAGAUUUUCUUGAAUUAAAACGAACAACACUUUCCAAUUUUAUGGAUGCACUUAAUAACAUGCCAAACAUCGAUUUUGUUGUGACAAUCCAUAUGAACACAUUCCAAACGUUGGGCUAUGAUCAGAUUGACAGUGUUUUAGACUCAAACAUAAACACAACAGUCUUCUUUCACAACGUGGAUCUACGCGACGUGUCGGCGAAAGAUACGUGGGAGUAUAUCAUGGCAAAGGUGUAUGGUGACCCCCUCAAGUUUUUCUUGGUCUUUACACCAACCAAAUUCCCGUGGUUUAACCAAGAGAUGAUGAACUUCUUCUUGUCCAAGUACCUCCCAGACUAUCCACAAAUGACAGUAACUCGGCGGCUUGAAGAGAGGGUUGAAGCACUCGAAUUAUAUGACAAGGUGGAAUUUACACGACCACCCAAAGACAUUUCUUUGUGCAAUGGGUUGAGUGACGUCUUAAUCGAAGUUGGAUACGGAGAGAAGACCCGACGAGAGAGGUUUGAGUUGGACAUGUCUCGGUGUCCCUCAGUCACCAAACUUGCAGUGGAGAGUCUCGAAAUACCCCGAUUUGUUCUUGGGCCAAAUCUGAAAGAACUCGAAAUUCGUAAAUCCCUUUUCUUAAUUGGAGACUUAACCAACGAUGGACUGACAAAACUCAUUCUCAAAGAAGAUAACUUCGAUGACUUACUUAUUUCAGAGCACUUGUGCUCUCUUGAGGUCCACCAAUGCACAUCAAAGGGCAACGGUGUACUUCUUGGAAAAUGCACGACACUUUCAGAAAUACUUUUUGAUGGAUUUUCCUCUAAUAUCUCUUCGUCCAUUCCGUUAAACUCAAUCUCGGUCACUCUCAAAAACAUCUCAGGGAAUUAUGAGAUGUUGGAUUUUUCGAAAAGUGAAAAGUUGAGGUUUCUCAAAAUUGAGAACAUGACCGGUUUGGGCACUUUGAUUAUUCCGUCUUCUUUGGUGUCUCUUGACCUUUUCCAAGUCGGGGUUUCGCAAGUUGACACUUCCCAGAUUUUAAAACUGACAAACGUUUUGUUGGGAGAUUGCUCAAAACUUGAAACAAUGAUUUUGUCGUCUUCUGUAAGCACUUUGGAGUUGAAAAAAUGUUAUAUAAAACAUUUUUCGGUGAUGAAUGGGGAAAUGAUGUAUAAUCAAGUUAGUAAGAUUAAAGUCAGUGAAAUGGCUGUUUGCCCGACUUUUGGGGCUUUUCCGAAUCUUAAGGAGAUUGAGAUGAGUGAGUCCAUUGUUGACAACACCAUUGUUUUUCCACAAAAACUCAAGAAAUUUACAGGAACUAAUUGUAUCAUGCAAAGUUUGAAUUAUGCAGCGUGUACAGAGUUAUCAGAGAUUUGUACGUUUGAUGUGUACGCAAAAGAAACGAACUUCCCCAACUCACUGGAGGACCUUCACUUGACAUAUUUAUCUUCGUUGGUUCCCGAGUUAAAGAGUUUGAAUCACUUAACUAAACUGACUAAUGUAUCCAUAUCAUGUGUUCGAUGUUCAGAACUUGAUCUUUCGUACUCAACCAACCUCCAAAAACUCGAAGUACUUGGUGUUAAUUUUACGACAACAAAACUACCUGUCUCACUUAAAGAAAUGUCACUCAAAUUUAUACUUAACCCACUCACGCUCUUCGACUUUAAUAACCUCACGUUACUAACUUCACUGGAAAUUCGGACAUGUUCGCCUAAAGUGCUUACACUUCCAACAUCAUUGAAUUCCCUCUCCAUAAACUGCUCACCACAAGUCGUGGUUGAGAAAAGUAUGAUUGAACCUUUGUCAUUGCUGACCCAACUAAUUCUUAUUGAUGUAACCCUCCCAACCCCUAUUAUUGUCGACGAUUUCCCAAUGAUCAACAACCUUUCUACAACAAUUCUUAUCCGCAAAAGUGGUUCUUCAGUAUAUUAG
Molecule: messenger RNA, 2460 nt
Organism: Entamoeba invadens IP1
Lineage: Eukaryota; Evosea; Mastigamoebida; Endamoebidae
Exons: 2
Coding region: 1-2460 (819 amino acids)
Source: RefSeq, a predicted model, not a curated record